AUGAUCUCGCAACUACGAAGUUACCACUGUAUUUUCACCUUCGUCGUUUUAGCAACAAUCUUACUUUCAACGACGUCGUUUACCGAUGCUCAAACCUGCAACGGCAUACUCAUCUCCUACGCCGCCGGAACCGGAGUACGCCUCCCGCCGAACGUCACCAACCCCAAGAAACAACCGUAUCGAUUCGAAUCGACGUUGACCGUGCUCAACAACGGUCUCGAUGAGCUUAAGUCAUGGAAGGUCUUCGUCGGAUUUCAGCACGACGAGUUUCUGGUUUCUGCUUCCGGUGCCGUCCUCGCUGACGGCACCACUCUCCCUGCCGCCGUCGGGAAUGGUAGUUUGUUCGCUGGAUAUCCAAUGACCGAUCUCAAGACUGCUGUUGAAACUGCCGGUGACUUGACUCAGAUGCAGGCUCAGAUCAACCUCGUUGGCACCGUCUUUGGAGUGGCGCCGCCUAAUGUUCCUUUGCCGUCUUCUAUCAACCUCGCAAACGAUGGAUUCAUCUGCGGCAAAGCCACCGCUCAAGACAUGAAUGGGACUAAUGUGUGUUGCACAAGAGAUCCGAAGUUCAAAACAAACAUCACUACUGAUGAGAAGUUUCUGCCUCGUCAAGAUGGUGAUCUUACUAUUAUGUAUGAUGUGAUUCGAUCUUAUGAUUCGAAUUAUUGGGCCGAGGUGCUUAUCCGUCCGUUGUCGAUGCUUCUGAUUGUAUUUUCGGUAAGCAAGUCCAUGGAUCCUAGUAAGUCGGUUUCGAGAUUCCAGAUGCAAGUGUACAAGAUGCCGCCGAUGCUUAACCGAUCUGAGCUUUCUCCGCCGCAGAACUGGAAGAUUAGUGGUUCGCUUAAUCCGGACUAUAAAUGCGGUCCUCCAAUUCGUGUUAGCCCUACUGCGAAUCCUGAUCCGACAGGGUUGCCGUUAAACAAAACUGUAAUGGCGAGUUGGCAGGUUGUGUGUAACAUAACAACAGCCAAGGGGACAUCAAGUAAAUGCUGUGUUUCGUUUUCAGCUUACUACAAUGAAUCAGUUAUUCCAUGCAAAACAUGUGCAUGUGGAUGCGCCGAAAAUGUGGGAAAUACGUGUAGUACAACUGCACCUGCUAUGUGGCUUCCGUCGGACGCACUACUUGUUCCUUUCGACAACCGAAGUGCCAAGGCUAAAGCAUGGGCGGAUCUAAAACAUCUACCAAGGCCAAAUCCAAUGCCUUGCAGUGAUAACUGUGACUGGUUUGCUGCUGUGCAAAUGGACAAAGCUACUGCAGGUUUUGAGAAAAUGUAUUCAUUCAACGGUAGCGCCAUAGAAAUAAACGGCGUGAAUAAUACAAUAAUAAUGCAAGGUUUGGAGGGGUUGAACUAUCUUGUUGGAGAAACAGAUGGAGCUGACCCUCGGAGAGAUCCCAGGGUGCCCGGCAAACAACAGUCAGUAAUGUCGUUCACAAAGAAAACUACUCCUGGAAUCAGUGUCGUUCACGGUGAUGGGUUUCCCACGAAAGUGUUCUUCAAUGGGGAGGAAUGUUCUCUUCCUUCUGUGUUUCCAACCAGUAGUGCUUCAAAGAAGGAAUUUUCCUUUGCUAAUUUGAUACUUCUACCAUUGUUGUUAGCUGUCUUCAUGUGGUAA
Messenger RNA from Vicia faba (fava bean), 1614 nucleotides. The record is from the annotation of a GenBank genome assembly. NCBI's taxonomy places the organism in Eukaryota, Viridiplantae, Streptophyta, Magnoliopsida, Fabales, Fabaceae.